This is a messenger RNA of Rotaria socialis, 372 nucleotides long. Lineage: Eukaryota; Metazoa; Rotifera; Eurotatoria; Philodinida; Philodinidae. The record is from the annotation of a GenBank genome assembly.
AUGCUAACAGAUACAGAUAAUGAAUAUAUGUGUAAAGCUGAAAUUCUUACUGGGCAAAGUUUUGAAAGUAAUCCAUUGAGCUAUUUGAUGCCAUGGCUAAUUCCUGUACUUUCCUAUAUCAUUAUCGGCCAAACUAUGUGGAUGCAGUUUCUUCACAAAUGGAAGCAAACUGCCGAAGAAUUACCUCGUAUUUACAGCAAUAUCACUUGCAAUUGUGCUGCCUCAGAUGCAUGUCAAAGACUGUUACGUAUCGGUCCAUCUGAUCUUAUUUUACCGGGACUUGUUGUUGGUUGUUUACCACUUGACGCUUAUCAAAAUAUUCGCUUACGUUUUGCUUUUAAUAUCGCUUUGAAAGAUGAUGAAUUAGCGUAA